CCAAUACUUCAAGAGUUUAUUAACAGAAGAACUCCGCACAUUUCCUUUUCAUCACAAGGUUGCUCUAAAACUACUUUAAACUCUGCACAUGAAUAACCAGAAGUAAUGGGAAGUAGGCACCCAAAAACCGAAGCACUUACCAAACUAUUCUAAUUAGAGCUAAAAAUGAUCUGGCAUACUAAAUUCUGACUGCAGAAUUCAGGUACUAAUUUCGCCUAAUCAAAAUGUCUAUUCCUCACAAGUCAUCCUCAUCUCUAUGUCCCUAAUGGUUUCCCCCUUCACUUCUGCAGCUUGUAUGCCUAUAAAGAGGUGUUACCAUGGCCCAGAGACUGCACCAAUCUCAUUAGUUCUCACUUACGAGGGGCAUAUACGAAGGGAAGAGCACUCAACCUCAAAAAUGACAAUCAACUUCCCCUCUUUCGACCAUGAAUCUGCUCCAGAGGCGCUGCAGAAAACCUUACUACACAAAGUCGUAAACAAGACAUGUCAGACAACACACGACCUGGCGAGGCACUUACCAACAGGGACAGUUCUGGCAUUCCAACUCCUGUCACCCAUCGUCACAAGAGAAGGUAACUGCGACCCCACUGGACUGUACUUGACCGCCACCCUUGUAGCAGUCUGUGGGCUAUCGUGUUUUCUGUUGUGCUUUACUGACAGCUUCAGGGACAAGAGUGCGAAGGUUUGUCAUGGUAUAGUCACCUUCCGGGGCAUACGGGCCAUCGACACUUCUGCCGACAUCCCACCGGGUUUCGCGGAGAGGUACAGAAUGCGGUUGACGGAUUUUGUGCAUGGUUUCCUUUCCGUGCUUGUGUUUGCGGUGGUUGUGCUAUUUGAUAAGAACAUGGUAAAGUGCUUCUGCCCAGCACCCUCAGAUCAAAUCCAGAAGCUUCUCACGGCAUUGCCGAUUGGAAUUAGUGGGAUCUGCAGCUCUUUGUUUGCAGUUUUCCCCACUAAACGCCAUGGGAUUGGAUAUCCCCUCUCUAAUAUGUGAUAUAACAAUAAAUCUUCCACUUGAUCCAUCAAAUAUUUUUUGUGAUUUUCUUCUUAGCUCUCUUUCGAGGAUAUAUCAAACAUAGCAUGUCACCUGCAAGUUAAUCAUUAUAGUAGCAAUAUCAAUGUUGACGACUUUGUGGUCAUUUAUUGAUCAAGGAGACCAUGCUAUAGCAUGCACAUAGGAUAGUUUCACUAAUAAGGGUUUCGCACAGAA
Molecule: messenger RNA, 1210 nt
Organism: Linum trigynum
Lineage: Eukaryota; Viridiplantae; Streptophyta; Magnoliopsida; Malpighiales; Linaceae
Source: the annotation of a GenBank genome assembly